Dovyalis caffra is the source of this 164-nucleotide messenger RNA. NCBI's taxonomy places the organism in Eukaryota, Viridiplantae, Streptophyta, Magnoliopsida, Malpighiales, Salicaceae. The record is from the annotation of a GenBank genome assembly.
AUGCAGCUAUCUCUGUUAGGCAUAACAGGUACAGUGUAGGCUAUAUGGUUAUGGAUGCAAAAGGACACUUUGUGGCUGUAAGAUCACAAUCGUUUGAGGGGCUAGUGGACCCAAAGGUGGCGAAAAUAUUGGGGGUGCGUGAAGCACUUAGUUGGUUAAAAUAG